UCCCACUUUAAAUGUACUGAUUUUGGAAUGUUGAAUCAACAGGCUCAGCAACAACACUGAAUUCGGCUAAAGACUUUUGCUCUCGGUGAAUUAGUAAUGAAUGCAAUGUGGUUCCCCUCUAUUUAUGGAAGUCUUGAAGUCCAAGCAUGAAAUGAACGCCCCGAUCGUGGCAAAUCUGCUUCAGGUGAAGAAGUUAUGGCCUCCCAAACUUGAGCACCAAGACUAUCUAAACUUGGUUGACAAGUCCAAAACAACUUUAGCUAACUACAUUGUUUGACUAGGUCUUCUUGAUUCUUUCUCAUCCUUUUUUAUUCCUGAUUAUGUUGUAUAUAUAAGACUAUAUAUCACAUAAUAGGAUGAGAAAUAAACCUUGAUGAAGAAGGAAAUAAUCCAAAUUAUUAGAGUUAUAAAAUUAACUCUAAUAAAAACAUUAUCAAAAUCUAACUCAGAAGAUAAAAGGACCAUUUAUUACAAAUUACAAACGAAAAUUCUCAACCUUUAUCCUUUUCCAGUCGGUGAACUAGUACCUUGUUUCCUUGAAGCUACGAACUAUGCAAAAUCAACGUCAUCAUCAACUACAAGAAUUCUAAUGUGAACAUAUCAUAGUGAAAUCAAGGAAUAAGGCCAACUUGGGCAGUUUCUUGGAAAGGAAUAAAUCUUGUCUAGCUGUAUCACCCACUAGGCCACUACCACUAGUAUAAAGUUAUAAAUGAUUUCAAAUAAAAGGCACAACUAUAAAAGCCACAUAUUAGCUAACUGUAUAGUUUCAUAAUUUUCUUACCUCCACCAUCAAUGGACGUAAGGCUACAUGGCAUGUGGGCAAGCCCGUAUGUGAUUAGAGUGAUAUGGGCACUGAAGCUGAAAGGCGUGGAGUAUGAGUACAUCGAAGAAGAUCUCUCCAACAAGAGUGCCGCCAUCUUGGAGUUCAAUCCGGUUCACAAGAAGGUUCCGGUGCUCGUUCACAACGGAAAGCCCAUAGUGGAGUCGGCAGUGAUCCUGCAGUACAUCGAAGACACAUGGCCCGACAGGACACCCUUACUGCCAGAAGAUCCUUACGAGAGAGCCAUGGCUCGAUUUUGGAUCGAUUUCGGGCAGAAAAAGAGCCUUACAUUUUUCGCCUUCUUUCUGACUUCGGAAGAGGACAAACACAAGACAGCAACACAGGUACUGGAGACUCUGAAAAUCAUUGAAGAUGAGGCCCUCGGAGACAAGAAGUUCUUUGGGGGAAACACAAUCAAUGUGGUGGACCUAUUCUACGGAUGGCUCGCCUACUCGUUCGGAUGCAUGGAACAAAUCAGUGGAGUACAGGUUCUGCAACCGGAAACUCUUCCUCGGCUGCACCGAUGGACGCUGGAUUUCAAACAAGAACCUGCAAUCAAGGAAAAUCUGCCAGACGGCACAGCCCUGUUGGAACACUUCCAAGGGGUAACAAAGAGGUUAAAGUCGAGCAACAGAUUCAAGGCAUGAUAACUUUAAAGAAAAUAGUCACAUUAUGGAAUAAAUUUUGAUGUAUGUCUGAAUUCUGAUUGCUAUCAGUUCUAGGACAUAAAUAGACUAAAUUGAUUGUUAUGUGGA
Messenger RNA from Salvia miltiorrhiza (redroot sage), 1575 nucleotides. RefSeq names its product glutathione transferase GST 23-like. The record is from RefSeq and is a predicted model, not a curated record. Gene Ontology annotation, molecular function: glutathione transferase activity. NCBI's taxonomy places the organism in Eukaryota, Viridiplantae, Streptophyta, Magnoliopsida, Lamiales, Lamiaceae. The transcript has 2 exons. Bases 793 to 1467 code for a protein of 224 amino acids. Gene Ontology annotation, cellular component: cytoplasm. Gene Ontology annotation, biological process: glutathione metabolic process.